AUGGAGGUUUUAAUAUAUACGGGUAUCUUAAAUAUAGAAAGAAAGAACAUAAAGAUGGUUUUAAUUAAUUUUAUAUUUAUUUUAGAUAUAGAAACAUCAAAAUUAUCAGUACGACAAACAUUUUCAGUUUUUCAUUUUUUAUUAGGUUCUUAUUAUGUUAUAAAAAAAGCAGAUAAAUCAUAUCUUGAACAACGGAGUACAUGGGAUAACGUUGCACUUUUUAUUAUGCCAAAUAGUGAAGAUAUUAUUUAUAACAAUGGAUUAGGAGAAAUAGUAAGCGAAAAAAUAUUAAAAUAUCUUAAAAAUGGAGGUAAAUAUAUAGGAAUAGCUGCAGGUGGAUAUUAUGCAUCAGCCUAUACAGAAAUUGAAUCUAAUAAUACUCAAAAAAAACAAAAUAAGUUAAGUAAAUUUGUAAUUUUUCCGGGUAUUGCACGAAGCAUUGAUUUUUCCAAAUAUAUUUGUUCUAAUGAUAGUAAUAAACACUUAGCACUUAUACAUAUUGAAGAUGAAUCAUAUAAAUAUGAAAAUGACUUGUAUUAUUAUCAUAGUGGCGUAUCAUUUGUAAACGCAGAUCAAUUUCUAAAUACACGGAUUUUAGCAACUUAUAAAGAAAUAAACCCUAAUAAUAAGACACCACCCAAUGCUGCAAUUAUUCAUUGUAAGAUUGGGAAAGGAGAGGCUGUUUUAUUUGGUGUUCAUCCGGAAUAUUCUGGAUUUAACACAGAUUUAAAAGACAAUACUAGAAACUAUCUCGAGGAUUUCGAUAGACUAUUAUUAUUUGAAAACAAUAGAACUAUAUUUUUAAGACAUAUACUUCAAUCACUUGGUUUACGAACUACAUCUAAGCCUAUUAUAUCCUCAGAGAUUACAAAUCUUCAUCUUUUUUCAAAGUUUUCAAAUCUUAUUAAGGAAAUAACUAAUAUUCUUUAUAAUAUUUCUGAAAUAAUAAAUGGAGAGCGUGUUAUUAGAUGUGAAAAUGAUUCAUUUUAUUUACAAAAAUCAUCAACGUAUACUUUUAGUCAAAAUCCUUUAAACAAUUUUCAUGAUUAUGACUACGAAAUAAUUCCAAAAUAUAUCAAAAUUCAUAAACAUCUUCCAACUAUAUUAGAAAUUCCGUUUUUUAAUCAUGAAAUCUAUUUUAAAAACCUUUUAGCAUCAAGAACUUUAAAAAAAGAGAAAAAAUAUAUGGGAAAUAUAAUUUUAUAUGGAGAAACAGUAUCUAGCUCACAAACGUUACUUAAUAAAAACUUAAAACUUUUAAGAGUUUUGCCCACAGGAUUUGUUUUUGUAGCUACACAACAAAUAGCAGGUAAAGGUCGAAAGAACAAUGUUUGGAUAUCUCCACAAGGUGUUCUAGCAUAUUCUUUGAUUAUAAGGCAACCAGAAUAUUUAAUAUUUUCAUCAAUUGUAUUUAUACAAUAUUUAGUCUCACUUGCAAUAGUUGAGGCCAUUAAAACUUAUGACAAUCAUUAUAACGAGCUUGAUAUUCAUAUUAAAUGGCCAAAUGAUAUAUGUGUAAAGCAGUCUGAGGAGAAUACUAUUGAACCAUCUUUUAUACUAAACAAUAUUGGCUAUAUUAAAAUUGCAGGAAUAUUAAUAGAUUGCAAACAUAUAGAUAAUGAGUUUCUUAUGAUUAUUGGAUGCGGUAUUAAUGUUAGUAAUUUUCUUCCAACAACAUCUCUUGAAAUAAUUAUUAAAACUUUAAAUGCUAGAAAAAUACUAGAGAAACAGCCUUUAUUAUCAGAAAUCACACAAGAAAAAUUAUUGGCACGUAUAAUGACAACAUUAGAAAGUAUGUAUUAUGAAUUUUGUUUGAAUAAUGGAUUCAAAUUAUUUGAGCACCAAUAUUAUAAAUAUUGGCUUCAUACUGGUCAAAUUGUUACUUUAGAAGAUAAUAGUAACGCUGUUAUAACCGGAAUAAAUCCAAUACAUGGAGGAUUAAACGCAGAAGGCAUUGAAAAUGGAAAAAAAAAUGGAAAAAUAUGGGAGUUAUAUCCGGAUUCAAAUAGUUUUGAUAUGAUAAAAGGGUUAAUUAAAAAAAAAGUAUAA
This is a messenger RNA of Pneumocystis murina B123, 2049 nucleotides long. RefSeq names its product biotin-[acetyl-CoA-carboxylase] ligase. The transcript has 4 exons. Gene Ontology annotation, molecular function: biotin--[biotin carboxyl-carrier protein] ligase activity. Gene Ontology annotation, cellular component: cytoplasm. Bases 1 to 2049 code for a protein of 682 amino acids. NCBI's taxonomy places the organism in Eukaryota, Fungi, Ascomycota, Pneumocystomycetes, Pneumocystales, Pneumocystaceae. Gene Ontology annotation, biological process: protein modification process. The record is from RefSeq and is a predicted model, not a curated record.